UCGCCGCAGAUUUCACAUCUUGCAUAUAGUAAAGGCACUUUUCACCGUUUCCAAUAUCAGUGGUUCAAUAUCUGCAAGAGGGAAUCCUUACACCUCCUUUCUUCACUUCUAUGCUCGGUACGCAAAUCGCCAGAAAUUCAUCGGACAUGCAGCAAUAUCGAGAUUUUGUAGCCAAGGGCUCCCCUCCUGACAAGCCGAAACUCAUGGAUGGUGGAAACUACAUAAAGGAGGGUAGAGACUCGGCCAAAAGUACUUGCCUCAUAUUCUCACCCCGGGAAGACGACGAGGUUGGAAGUCUCGGGCGUUACUUGAAACUAUUCGCAAAGCACAAAGUCAACCUCCUCCACAUCGAGUCAAGGAGUUCGGCUCGGACCGUCGACAACUAUGAAUUCAUGGUGGAGUGCGCACCUGGCGGUGACUUGGCUUCCGUUAUCGAAACCCUGCGCGACCAGUGCGGAUACUUUUCCAUAAUAUCCAGGAACCACAAGGACAACCUGGGCACCGUUCCAUGGUUCCCCGGCAGGAUCCGGGACCUGGACAGAUUCGCGAACCAGAUUCUGUCCUACGGUUCUGAGCUGGACUCUGAUCACCCUGGAUUUACGGACGCGGUUUACAGGGCGAGGAGGAAGUACUUCGCCGACAUCGCCUACCACUACAAACAUGGAGAGCCUAUUCCACGGGUCGAUUACACUCCUGCAGAAAUCGCCACGUGGGGCGUCGUAUUCAGGAAACUGACGUCGAUGUACCCGAAGUACGCCUGCAGGGAACACAAUCACGUGUUUCCGCUGCUUAUAGAGAACUGCGGCUACAGGGAGGACAACAUUCCGCAGCUUGAGGAUAUCUCGAAUUUUUUAAAAGAUUGCACGGGUUUCACGCUUCGUCCAGUCGCCGGUCUUCUUUCGUCGCGUGACUUCCUCGCCGGCUUGGCCUUCCGAGUCUUUCACAGCACCCAGUACAUCAGGCACAGCAGCAAACCUCUUUACACCCCGGAACCUGACGUGUGCCACGAGGUUCUCGGCCAUGUUCCACUUUUCGCGGAUCCAGCAUUCGCGCAGUUCUCUCAAGUCAUCGGACUCGCCUCGCUCGGGGCUCCGGACGAGUACAUUGAGAAGCUCGCCACCUGUUUUUGGUUCACCGUAGAGUUUGGCCUCUGUAGACAAAACGGAGAACUGAAGGCCUACGGUGCCGGGCUUCUGUCGUCCUAUGGGGAGCUGGAAUACAGCUUGAGCGACAAGCCGGAGCUCAGACCAUUCGAGCCGGCAAAAACGGCGCUUCAGAAAUAUCCAAUCACUGAAUAUCAGCCGGUCUACUUUGUCGCCGAGAAUUUCGAGGACGCGAAAGAAAAGAUGAUAAAAUUCGCCCAAACGAUUCCAAGGAAAUUUGGCGUCAGAUACGACCCGUACACGCAAAGUGUUAGCAUUAUCGACAGUAAACACCAAAUCGAGGAUUUAGUAAUGAACGUUAAUCAGGAAGUUCAACUUUUGAUGGACGCGUUGAAAAAGCUGAAGGAUUAAAAUUGUCGUUUAUACAUAAUUGACAUUACUGUUAUACCUAUAUGUAUAUUUCACCGUAAGAAUGUUUGUUCAUAUUCCGA
Diprion similis is the source of this 1594-nucleotide messenger RNA. RefSeq names its product protein henna (gene Hn). The record is from RefSeq and is a predicted model, not a curated record. Gene Ontology annotation, molecular function: phenylalanine 4-monooxygenase activity; iron ion binding. The transcript has 8 exons. NCBI's taxonomy places the organism in Eukaryota, Metazoa, Arthropoda, Insecta, Hymenoptera, Diprionidae. Bases 111 to 1514 code for a protein of 467 amino acids. Gene Ontology annotation, biological process: L-tyrosine biosynthetic process; L-phenylalanine catabolic process.